This is a messenger RNA of Cladophialophora yegresii CBS 114405, 1854 nucleotides long. RefSeq lists its product as uncharacterized. Gene Ontology annotation, cellular component: nucleus. The coding region runs from base 1 to 1854 and encodes 617 amino acids. The record is from RefSeq and is a predicted model, not a curated record. Gene Ontology annotation, biological process: regulation of transcription by RNA polymerase II. NCBI's taxonomy places the organism in Eukaryota, Fungi, Ascomycota, Eurotiomycetes, Chaetothyriales, Herpotrichiellaceae. The transcript has 2 exons.
AUGCUCGCGCUCGAGCACAACCGCCAUCAACAAUUCGACCAACUCUACGACCUCGAGCAAAGCGUUCAAGCACCAUUCCCUGGCCUCACCAUGGACAUGUAUGAGUCCGCCGAAACGCUGAACAACUUCCACCCUCUCCCUUAUUCCUUCUUCGAGAACCCGUCCAUGUUCGCGACGGCUCCGAUGCAUUCCAUCAAGCAAGAGAUGCAUCAGUUCCAGGAUCUACCGCCCGCUUUAAUCUCCUCUGGCUCGGCACCGUCGAUCCCCAGCGCGUCGUCUUCCACUGUCGGCUCGCCAUACUCAGGUCCAGCUCAUAUGGUCCCGAGUCAGGACGGAUACGACCACGCGGUAGCUUCGUAUGGCCUGGGCGUGAUGCCGGCAAUAGUCAACCAUGAAGCUUUUUCGCAAGACUUUCUGGGAAACGCGAUGGAAGCUGAACUGUCACUGUCGAGCCAUGAAAAGCUUCCGGACAGUUUUGUGGAUCCCUCUUUGAUCCAUGCACCCAGAGCUUACGGCGACCACAUAUUCUCUGAGCAAGGCCAGUUCGCACCCAGCUUGCACUCGUAUACUUCACCUUCAGUAUCGCCAGCUCCAUCCCCGCGACCAUACGGCGUCUACCCCACCACGCAAUUUUCCGAUCCCCUUACGAACGCGAACUACUAUCAACAACAGCACCUAAUGAGCCGAAGGCCGUCUUUGGCAUCUUUUGUAUCAGGCGUAUCGCACCCCAGCCCGUCCUCACAUGUAGACGAGGAUGGUUCGGAGAAGGGCAGGUGUCCCCACCCUGAUUGUGGAAAGGUUUUCAAGGAUCUGAAGGCCCAUAUGUUGACUCACCAAGCCGAAAGGCCCGAGAAGUGCCCAAUUCUUACCUGCGAGUACAACCUGAAAGGCUUCGCUCGAAAAUACGACAAGAACCGACAUACAUUGACCCACUACAAAGGCACCAUGGUUUGCGGCUUCUGCCCUGGAUCGGGCUCCCCAGCGGAGAAGAGCUUUAACCGAGCAGAUGUCUUCAAGCGACACUUGACUUCGGUGCAUGGUGUGGAGCAGACCCCUCCAAACAGCCGAAAGCGAAGUCCCUCGGCCAACAACCGGAAACUCUCCAGCUACUGCCAAGACGCGACAGGCAAGUGUUCUACCUGCUCGGCAACCUUUAACAAUGCUCAAGACUUCUAUGAGCAUUUGGAUGACUGUGUGCUGCGCGUCGUCCAGCAAGAGGAACCCUCCGAAGCAGUCAAUGUCCAGCAUCUUUCUCAGAUCAACAACGACCAUGAGGUUCAAGAAACUCUCGACCGUCAUAUGAUCAAGACGGAGGACGCUCCCACCAGCUUUGAUGACGACGACGAAGAUGACGACGAAGAGGACGAUGAGGAUGAUGAGGACGAAGAUCCGUCGUUCAACAGCCGGUCCGGCAAGGGGGCUCUGAAAUCCAACAAGCACCCCGCCUCUGCGCGAGCCAUCAUUGGGGGGGGUAUCUCGAAACCAGGCAAGUCUUCGAAGAAAGGCAUGACUUGGUCAAAAGGUGGCGUCGCUCUCGUCGGCAAAGGCCGCAAGAAGAGAAAGCACUAUCCCCCUUCGUGGGGCAUGUCGGCGGAGAAGAUGCGAAUGAAGAAGCGCGUGCUCUGCGUCUACGAUGGCCAGCGGCGCCUAUGGAAAGAUGACAUGAUGCUCCACAACGAAUUUGAAGUCCGAAUGACCCUGCCGGAUGGCAAGAACUAUGUCACCGACCUCGACGUGGAGACUCUCAAGCGAGCGGAGGCCUUCCACAAUGCCGCCCCCGAGGAGAGAGGACAUUGGAUCCCGGCAACCGAGGACGAGGGCCACACCUUUGACCUCAACGCCCUUAUGGCAUGA